Tigriopus californicus is the source of this 1223-nucleotide messenger RNA. RefSeq names its product SAP30-binding protein-like. Gene Ontology annotation, biological process: regulation of DNA-templated transcription. The transcript has a single exon. The record is from RefSeq and is a predicted model, not a curated record. NCBI's taxonomy places the organism in Eukaryota, Metazoa, Arthropoda, Copepoda, Harpacticoida, Harpacticidae. The coding region runs from base 50 to 1162 and encodes 370 amino acids. Gene Ontology annotation, cellular component: nucleus.
AAACGGGCAAUGGAGCAGAGACUUCAUCAGUGCUUCGGUCACUUAACUGAUGAGAGAGUGUGAUCGUCAACAAACGAUUCCUCCCAACCGUUCCAAGUUCCAUUGUGCCGCCGUUUCUGUCCCUCUGUACUUCAAAGGGCCCAGUCAGAUUGGACCCGACACAAUGUCGUCGGCUUUGGCCUCACUCACCGCCGAUUACACGGACUCCGAAGAGGAGCAUGAGGAUUCGCCCGAGAAACAACCUGGGAUCGCCCCGUCGGCGGCCACUGCUCCCGCCCAGAACACACCCCAACCCAGCGGCUCCAAUCAGGGCUCGGCCGUGUCCACUCCUACCAAAACCAACAAGACCCGCCUGGUAUCCUACGUGGAAGAAGAUGGCUUAGAUGAGAGCAAAACUGAGGGCGAAGAAGACGACGACGACAACGACAAAGAGGCUUCCAAUACAAUUACGGGUGAGUCCAUGGCAGAUGCGGCCACGGCCUCGGCCGAGGAUCCAGGUAGCUCACAAGUGGUUCCUAUGGAUCUGGACUCGGAUCAAGACAACUCGAAUCCGGACAGUCAGACGGAAGCAGGUCGGGCAACACGCCAGCCGGAGACUGACCACCCGCCCAAUGACGAGGACAACGAGGAGCAGGAAGAGACCUUGAACUCGUCGACCGUGGAGGUGGAGGCUUGGAGUGGCGGGGUGCAACUCCCGCCCGAGCCCGCGGGUAUGUGUGAUCCCCGACUGCAGAAGAGCAUCCAAGACUUGUACAAACGGAAGAUGGAGCGCGGGUUCGACAUGAACGCCUACAUCCAGCAAAAGAAAAGUUUUCGCAAUCCCAGUAUUUACGAGAAGCUCAUCGAGUUCUGCGGCAUCGACGAGCACGGCACCAAUUUCCCCAAGGACCUCUACGACGGCCAUCUCUUUGGCCAAGAGUCGUACUACGAGGAGCUCCGGAAAGUUCAGGACGCUGACAUUGAGCGGCGGGAAAAAGCCGCCAAAAAAAGCAAGUCAGAUGCGGCUUCGUCCGCCUCAAUUCGUCGCGGAGAUGACUCCAACUCGGCCUCGUCGCUCUCAACCACAAAACGGCGAUCCAAGUGGGAUCAAGCUGCGCCUUCGGUCGCGCCCUCGGGGGCGUUAGCCAAGACGAUAUCCGCCUUUGGCCCGCUCAAAAAGUAAAUCCCGUUCUCGCCCGCGAUCAUGGCUCUGAUAUUCAAAUAUAUUGAUGAAUUGAAUCACA